This is a messenger RNA of Acanthisitta chloris (rifleman), 2555 nucleotides long. RefSeq names its product ubiquitin interaction motif containing 1 (gene UIMC1). The transcript is spliced from 12 exons. The record is from RefSeq and is a predicted model, not a curated record. Gene Ontology annotation, cellular component: BRCA1-A complex. NCBI's taxonomy places the organism in Eukaryota, Metazoa, Chordata, Aves, Passeriformes, Acanthisittidae. Gene Ontology annotation, biological process: positive regulation of DNA repair; double-strand break repair. Gene Ontology annotation, molecular function: K63-linked polyubiquitin modification-dependent protein binding; histone binding. The coding region runs from base 1 to 2097 and encodes 698 amino acids.
AUGCCAAGGAAGAAGAAGCCCACAGAGGGCCUGGAGUCUCGAGGUCAGGAUGGGGAGGAAGAGGAGGAAGACAAGAGGAAUUCAGGCAAUGCCAGGAAGAAACGCAGUUUUGUGGAUGCAUUUAUUGUUAUAUCCGACAGCGAUGGAGAGGUCAGUGAGGGAGAAGAGCUGGGGAUUUACAGAAAGAGAACAAAACAGCAGCUGGAUAAAACGAACUUUGCUGCUAAGAGAAAAAUCACACAGAUGACUGAAGAGGAACAAUUUGCACUGGCCCUGAAAAUGAGUGAGCAAGAAGCCAGACAAGUGAACUGUCAGGAAGAGGAAGAGGAGGAGCUCUUGAGGAAGGCCAUUGCUGAGAGCCUUAACAGCUGUCAGCCCUCAGACUCCUCUGAUGCAACUCCUCAGUUGUCACUGGAAGUGCUCGGCAAGGGAGGCCAGAGCCAGCCUGCUGAGGAAGAAGGCUCUGAGAUCCUGGGAGGUCUGGCACUUUGCCCUGACACCCCUGGCUCUGAGUGCAGCUCCCACUCAGAGAGCUCCAGAGCUGAUGGGAACGGACAGAUGGAUGUCGCCCGGAGGCCCCUGGUAGUGUUGAGGAGGUUAAGCCAGGAAAUCGUUGAAAGCUCUCUAGUAUCCGGCAUAAUCGUGUCUCCGGGGAAGGGCCAGCCUGUGACAAGGUCAAGUGAAAAGCCUUCCUCACCCGGAAAAAGUGAUUCCAGUAACGUGUUACGCAGCACCCUGGGAGAGGACCUCACGUCUUUGAGUCCCACCUUUGGCAGGGUGGCUUCAGGCUCCUGGCGACUGACACCUCGCAGACUGUUCAUGAGCUCCUCCAGCUCUUCUGAAGCAACGGGCCACGAACCAAAAGAGCAGCUUCUGCCCUGCACUGGCCAUUCCGUGGGAGAAGCUAGCACUGGGAGCUCAGCCAUGCUCUGGAAGAGCAGGAUCACAGAAUGGUGUGACAGCCCCAGGAGGAGUGGUGGAGGAGCAGGUACCAAACACACCUCACAGCCCAGGCACACUGCCAAAGUCUCUGUUUCCACAGAGCAAGCAGAGCAGAACGAGGUGUCUGACAGUACCCCAGAUCUUUUCACACUGACUGCAGAGGAGAAGUACAAGCAGGAGGAGGCAAGAGACACAGUGCACUAUUACUGGGGCAUCCCCUUCUGCCCCAAAGGGGUGGACCCCAACCAGUACACCAAAGUCAUCUUGUGUCAGCUGGAGGUUUACCAGAAGAGCCUGAAGCAGGCUCAGAGGCAGCUAUUGCAUAAGAAGGAGUUUGGUAACCCGGUUGUCCCCAGUUCUUCCUUGAGCCAAAACGAGUUUGGGAAAGGAGAGGAGGUAAGCAGGGAGAACGGAGUUGCUGAUGGUACAGAAGAUGGAGACACAGAGGGGCAGGAGUCUGAAAGCAUCACCUGGUUCCAUCCUUCAAAGAGGAGGGAGGCAGAGAGUCCAGGGCACAGCAUGGAAGAAGAGAAGAACUCCACUUCUGAUGAUGAACCGACCACCAGCUACUGCCAGGCCUCCCAGGCUCUGCCUGCAGGGGAUAUGCGUGGAGAUGGGGACCCCAUGCAAAUUGCACAGAGCAUCUCUGCAAUGACCCCACUUGGCAGUAAAAGGAGCCCAGAUAUUGCCACAGAAGACUCUGCUGAAGAAGAGAUCUCUGUUUGUCCAGAGACACAGCCAAGCCCCCUGGAAGCUAGUGAGGAGGAGAGAGAAGAGAUCUGCUCAGACAGCAGAGAUGCACCUAUGCAGGUUGGUGGAGAUGAAGAUGUUGGCAGGACCAUGUCUGAGAGCAGUCCUGCAGCUGCUGCCUGUGUGUCCUGCCCACUGUGUGAUCACGGCUUUCCAGCCGCGGAGAUUGAGGUCCACGCUAUGUACUGCAACGGCGUCGUGGGAGCAGAGCCUGGUCAGGACACUCCAGUGCUCACCCAGUGUCGGAGAGAGGCAAGAAAUAAAGCUGCCAGUGGUGAAAGCAGCCCAUCAUCUUUAGACAUUGACAAGACAUCAGAAGGCAGGAGGGAGGACUCCUCAGGAUGCUGGAGCUCUCGGAGAGCAAGUCUGCAGGUGCUGAUGCGGGGACCACCCACACUGGAUUAGGAGACCAACAGUCCCCUUCUGCCCUCUCAGCUGGAGACGGGGAGUUGCCAGCAGACAGCCCCAUCUCCCUUCAGCACCUUUCUUUCCACAUCUCCCCUGCUAAACCCGGCGUCUCCUCUGAAGCCAUGGACGGUGUGGUGGAUUCAGAGCCGCGCGCGGCUCUCCGCGCAGGCAGCCAGCGGCAGAACAGAGGCUGCCGCCGGAGAAAGCACAAGUUCUGAGCCCAGUGAUGCAGCAGGGACCCCUGGCAGCUCCCCGUGCCCUGGCGAGGGUCUUCUUGGCACCGUACCUCUGCUUCACCUGCAGCCUUUGUCUCCCAGCCCCUUUUCUAUGUUUUAUACGACCUCUGCGGGGAGCGCCGGGUGGAGAAGCGACUGUGUGUUUUAUAGGUGCCUGUGCAGCUUCGCUCUCUGUUACAGAAAUGGAAAUAUAUUUAUGUAUGUUUUUAUGAAACUGCA